AUGGCAGCUUUGACUCCCGCGACGCCCGCGACACCUGCGACGCCGCUCCAGUUCUCGGGUCUUGACGCCGAGGACAUCACGACUCUGGACGAUUCUACCGCGCCCACCACACCAGACGGAAGCUCUUCGUUCAGCCCCAACCUCCGCCCCCAGGAUGACGAUGCUGGUUAUCUCAACGUCAGUUCCCUUUCCGCCGCCCUCGCAGCUGCUGCGCCUGCCGUCCGCAAUGUCUGUUUCAUUGGGGCCGGCUUCGUCGGCGGGCCGACCGCGGCAGUGAUCGCUCUGCACAACCCCCACAUCCGCGUCACCGUCGUGGACAAGGACCACACCCGCAUUCGAAGAUGGAAUUCGAAGCACCCCCCGAUUUACGAACCCGGGUUGAAUGACAUCUUGCGCGUUGUGCGAGACGGUUCGACGGCGACUAAGGGGGAUGCCGCCGCCAGACAGCCCAACUUGAUUUUCACCACCGAUGUGGCCACGUGUGUGCGAGAAGCCGAUGUGGUUCUCAUUGCGGUGAAUACCCCAACCAAGGAACGCGGGAACGGCGCGGGGUCCGCUACCGACAUGGCUGCGUUUGAGGCGGUCACGGCCAUGGUUGCUAGGCACGCGAGUCCCGGCGCUAUCAUUGUUGAGAAGUCAACGGUCCCGUGCCGGACAGCGCAGCUCGUGCAGGACACCCUUGCGUUACACCGACCGGGCGUCGAAUUCCAAGUUCUCAGCAACCCCGAGUUUCUCGCCGCAGGGACUGCCAUCAAAGACCUGCAGCAUGCCGACCGCAUCCUAAUCGGAUCCAGCAACACCGCCGCGGGGCACAAAGCCGCCACAGCCCUGGCAUCCGUCUACGCCAGUUGGAUUCCCACAGAGCGCAUCAUCACCACCAACGUCUUCAGCUCCGAACUAGCCAAACUAGUCGCCAACUCCAUGCUCGCCCAGCGCAUCAGCAGCAUCAACUCCAUCGCGGCCGUGUGCGACGCUACGGGAGCAGACAUCGACGAAGUAGCUCGCGCAGUAGGAGCAGACCCCCGCAUCGGCAGCAAAUUCCUCAAAGCCGGCAUCGGCUUCGGCGGGAGCUGCUUCAAGAAGGACAUCUUGAGCCUGGUCUACCUGGCCGAGACCCUAGUUCUCCCCGAGGUAGCCCAAUACUGGCGGGCCGUGGUUGAAAUGAACGAGUUCGCUCGGAACCGUCUCGUGACAAGGGUGCUUCGGUGUCUGAACAACACGUUGACGGGCAAGAAGGUGACGGUGCUUGGGUUUGCGUUUAAGAAAGACACAAACGAUACGCGCGAAUCGCCCGCGCUGGAUAUCAUCCAUGCGCUGGCGAAGGAAAACCCCAGGGAGAUUGCCGUGUACGACCCGCUUUGUACGGCUCCGCAGAUGGCCGAACAGAUUGGGCGCUACGCCGGGACGGAUGUGCUGAAGAGCAAUGGCGGUCCCGUGGUUGUUUACACGGAUGUUUAUGGGGCGUGCCAUGGGUCUGAUGCUGUGCUCAUCACGACUGAGUUUGACGAGUUCAAGAAUGGGCCCGCGGAGGUGGAGGCGCAACUGGAAGUGAGCAGCGGAGCUGCUGGCAAACUCGAGGGGACGCCUGAUAAUCAAGUCGUCUCGGCCGACGAUUCUGCUGCUGCUGUUGACGGCCAACUGGCCGCCAGCCUUAACCCAGUGCCGCCUUGCGAGGAAGACUGCCCCGAAUGCCAAGCAGAGGAAGACUCUGCUGCCGACAAAAAGAAUGACGAGCCUCAGUCCCAUCGCAAGGCCCGGCUGGACUGGACAAAGGUUUAUUACGACAUGAAUUCACCGCACUGGGUUCUGGACGGGAGGGGAGUUUUGGAUAUUUCAGUGAUGGAGAAACUUGGGUUCCGUGUUGAGAGUAUUGGUCGGCAGAGUGGAUUGGCAAGGAAGUCCUUCCCUCCCAAGAACUACAGGUGA
Dichotomopilus funicola is the source of this 1926-nucleotide messenger RNA. Its product is annotated as UDP-glucose/GDP-mannose dehydrogenase family, NAD binding domain-containing protein. Gene Ontology annotation, cellular component: nucleus. Gene Ontology annotation, biological process: glycosaminoglycan biosynthetic process; polysaccharide biosynthetic process. Lineage: Eukaryota; Fungi; Ascomycota; Sordariomycetes; Sordariales; Chaetomiaceae. The transcript has 3 exons. The coding region runs from base 1 to 1926 and encodes 641 amino acids. The record is from RefSeq and is a predicted model, not a curated record. Gene Ontology annotation, molecular function: NAD binding; UDP-glucose 6-dehydrogenase activity.